GGCGGGCUUCCGCUAGCAGGUUGGGUUGCGCUGGAGCCUGUGUGAGCACCGUCGGCAGUAAAGUUCCCAAAUAAAAGCUGUUUGUGUUUUGGCCGCGGCAGGGGCCAUUUUAGGAUGCCCAUCCCUAGGGAGAAGAACAACUGUACUGAGAUUCCUGCAUUUGUAGAUAAUUUCUCUUACUGUGGAGUGAUGAACACUCAGAAACUAAGCUGGCUGUCUGUACACUGGACCAUGAAAAUACAGAAGAAAGAGAAACCGCCUUCUACUUCAAAGACUUCCAAACAGCCUCUGAUACCCAGUGCCUCACCAGUUGGUGAACAUGCAUUACAGCUCUCUCACAGCAGCACCAAGGACCAACCAAGCCCCUACAGUCCAGCCAGCAGUCCAGAAGCUGCUGGUCAUCUGAUCGAGACCAGCAGCAAGAAAGUUGUACAUGGUACACAGUUGGAAGUAAGUGUGGACCAACCACUGCCUCUUACCAAGGCUGAGGAUGUCAGUACAGGGGUUAAGAAAAAAAGAAAGAAAAAAGAACCAAAGGAGGAAGCAGGUGGUGAAACAGUAACAGAUGCACCCAAACCAAAGAAGAAGAGAAAGGAGCCCAAGGGUGAUAAAGAAGCAAAAGAGGGCAAAGGAGCAAAAGAGCCCAAGGGCUCCAAAGGGUCAAGGAACCGUGGAGAGCCUAAAGAACCUAAAGGUACCAAAGGGGCCAAAGAGCUGAAGGAAUCUAAGGGUGCUAAGGAACUGAAGCAGCUGAGAGAGCCAAAAUGUAAAUCCAACACCACACCCAAAUCCAAGAGCAGCAAGAAAGCCAGCAAAGAACAAGGCCCAACACCAACCGAAAAGAAGAAGAAAGGGAAAAGGAAAAAUGGUGUUCCUGUGGAGAAUUCUGAACAGGAGCAUUCAGCAGAGAAGGCACCUUUGGCUACAGAGGAGCUGACAGAUGCUCAGAAGCGACGAUCAGGCCGUCAAGUAAAACGAAGGAAGUACAAUGAAGACUUGGACUUCAAAGUUGUCGAUGAUGCCGGUGAAACAAUUGCUGUACUGGGAACAGGGCGGAUUUCUCCGAACUCUGGCUCCUCACAGAAAGGAAACCAGACGACGGAAAGUCAGGAGGAGGAUGAGUCUGCUGUCAUUGAGAAGAUUCUGGCUCAGCGAAUAACACAGAGAGAGACCCCUGAUGGGACCACACAGGAGGUGGAAGAAUUCUAUGUCAAAUACAGGAAUUACUCGUACCUGCACUGUAAAUGGGCCACGGUGGAGGAGCUGCAGAAGGAUAAAAGGAUUCACCAGAAGAUUAAGCGUUUCAGAGCCAAGCAGGCACAGAUGAAGAAUCUUUUUGUUGAGCCUGAUGAGGAGCCCUUUAAUCCAGAUUAUGUCGAGGUUGACCGAAUCUUGGAUGUAGCACAUACAAUAGACUCUGAAACGUCUGAGCCUGUGACUCAUUACUUGGUGAAGUGGUGCUCCCUACCCUAUGAAGAAAGCACUUGGGAGCUGGUGGAAGACAUCGACCCAGUAAAGAUACAAGAAUAUGAGGAGUUGCAGAUUGUGCCUGAAAUCACACAUGUGGAACGUCCUCCCGCUGAAACAUGGAAGAAAAUGGAGUUGUCACGGCCAUACAAAGCAGACAACAGACUCAGGGAAUACCAGCUGGAGGGAAUGAACUGGCUGCUCUUCAACUGGUACAACAGAAAAAAUUGCAUCCUGGCGGAUGAAAUGGGUCUGGGGAAGACAAUCCAAUCAAUUACAUUUCUGUAUGAAAUAUACUUGAUGGGAAUCCGGGGCCCUUUCCUCAUUAUUGCACCUCUCUCCACAAUAGCCAACUGGGAGCGGGAGUUCCGCACGUGGACGGAGGUAAAUGUCAUCGUAUACCACGGGAGUCAGAUCAGUCGGCAGAUGAUUCACCAGUAUGAAAUGCACUACAAGGACUCUGAGGGUGUUCCCAUCCAGGGAAUUUUCAAAUUCAAUGCAAUAAUUACCACCUUUGAAAUGAUCUUGGCUGACUGUCCUGAGCUGCGAAAAAUCCACUGGAGUUGUGUGAUCAUCGACGAGGCCCACAGGCUGAAGAACAGGAACUGUAAGCUGCUGGAGGGUCUCAAGCUCAUGGCUCUGGAACAUAAAGUCCUUCUGACUGGAACUCCUUUGCAGAACACAGUGGAAGAGCUUUUCAGCUUGUUAAAUUUUCUGGAACCUGUUCACUUCCCUUCUGAGUCUACCUUCAUGGAGGAGUUUGGAGACCUGAAGACUGAUGAGCAGGUGAAAAAGCUGCAGGCUGUGCUGAAACCCAUGAUGCUUCGAAGACUGAAGGAUGAUGUGGAGAAAAAUCUGGCUCCAAAGGAGGAGACCAUUAUUGAAGUGGAACUGACCAACAUCCAGAAAAAAUAUUACAGGGCCAUCCUGGAGAGGAACUUUUCUUUCUUGGCCAAAGGGGCUAACCAGGCUAACAUGCCAAACCUGCUGAAUACCAUGAUGGAGCUGAGAAAAUGCUGUAACCACCCCUACUUGAUUAAUGGUGCUGAAGAGAAAAUCCUGGAUGAAUUCCGUGAGGUGCACAAUCCUGAGGCUCCUAAUUUCCAGCUUCAGGCCAUGAUUCAGGCUGCAGGAAAGCUGGUGUUGAUCGAUAAGCUUCUGCCUAAACUGAUUGCUGGCGGGCACAAAGUGCUCAUCUUCUCCCAGAUGGUUCGCUGCCUGGAUAUACUUGAAGAUUACCUCAUCCACAGACGGUACACCUAUGAGCGAAUUGAUGGCCGGGUGAGGGGGAACUUGAGACAGGCUGCAAUUGAUCGCUUCUCCAAGCCAGACUCCGACCGCUUUGUGUUUCUGCUGUGCACCAGGGCAGGUGGUCUUGGAAUUAAUCUGACUGCAGCAGAUACCUGUAUCAUCUUCGAUUCGGAUUGGAACCCUCAGAAUGACUUGCAGGCUCAGGCUCGCUGUCACCGGAUAGGACAGAGUAAAGCCGUUCAAGUGUAUCGCCUCAUAACCCGUAAUUCAUACGAGCGAGAAAUGUUUGACAAGGCCAGCCUUAAGCUAGGCCUGGACAGAGCUGUGUUGCAAGCAAUGAAUCGUAGAGGAAACACUAAUGGGGUGCAGCCAUUGUCUAAGAUUGAAGUUGAAGACCUACUUCGUAAAGGAGCAUAUGGAGCCCUAAUGGAUGAGGAGGAUGAGGGCUCAAAGUUCUGUGAAGAAGACAUUGACCAGAUCCUGCUUCGCCGAACACGCACUAUCACCAUUGAAUCAGAAGGAAAGGGCUCCACUUUUGCGAAGGCCAGCUUCGUAGCUUCAGGAAACAGGACGGAUAUCUCCUUAGAUGAUCCCAACUUCUGGCAGAAAUGGGCUAAAAUUGCAGAGCUGGAUAUAGAGUCGAAAAAUGGAAAAGACAGCUUGGUCAUUGACACACCACGCAUCAGGAAGCAGACCAAACACUACAACUCAUUUGAGGAUGAUGAAUUGAUGGAGUUCUCUGAGCUGGACAGUGACAGUGAAGAUAAACCUUCAAGGUCUCGUCGUCUUCACGACAAGACCCGUCGCUAUCUCCGGGCAGAAUGCUUUCGGGUGGAGAAGAACCUGUUGAUAUUUGGGUGGGGCCGAUGGAAGGACAUUUUGUCACAUGGACGGUUUAAAUGGCACCUGACAGAGAAGGACAUGGAGACCAUUUGUCGCACCCUCCUGGUAUAUUGCCUGAAGCAUUAUAAGGGCGACGAGAAAAUCAAAAGCUUCAUCUGGGACCUUAUAACUCCGACAAAAGAUGGACAGAAUCAGGCACUACACAAUCACUCAGGGCUGUCAGCACCUGUGCCCAGGGGGAGGAAAGGGAAGAAGAUGAAGACGCCUCUGUCACAGCCAGAGCUGAAGAAUGCUGACUGGGUGGCUAGCUGUAACCCAGAGGUGCUCUUCCACGAUGAUGGUUACAAGAAACAUCUCAAACAGCACUGCAACAAGGUCUUGCUGAGAGUCCGAAUGUUGUAUUAUCUCAAGCAGGAAGUGCUGGGGGAGGCUGCUGAUAAAGCUUUGGAUGGUAUUGAUGCAAGUAAGCUGGAAGUCUGGAUUCCUGAGGUUGACUACAACGAUAUACCAGUCGACUGGUGGGAUGGAGACUCUGACAAGUCCCUGCUCAUUGGCGUUUAUAAACACGGUUAUGAACGAUAUAAUGCCAUGAGAGCUGACCCAGCACUCUGUUUCCUCGAGAGGGUGGGCAUGCCUGAUGAGACCUCGCUGGCUGCUGAGCAAGGAGGUGUCGACCUGUCAGCAGACAUGAGCGAAGGGGUUGACCUUUGUAAAGGUGAAGACUCUGAGCUAAAGUCUGAUGGACAGUUUAAAGACCAGCCUGAUGAGGACGCAAACUCCUGCAUUGAAUCUGCAAUUAUGGAGAAAGGAGAGGAUUCAAUUUUAGGUCAGGAUGGUACAGACAUUGACCGUCCACAGUGGCCAGUUGCAUCGGUGCUCACAGCCCGUCUUCGCCGCCUCAUAACCAUCUACCAACGCUGCAAUCGCAAGGAGCUGGUGAGGAUGGAAUCGCUGGCUCGCAAUAACCAACGUCGCUGGUAUCGGCAGGAUGAGAUCUGGGGAAGGAUACCAGAAAUGGACAUUAUUAACAUGGAAGUCCAGCAAAGGUGGACAAGGAGGGAGCAGACAGAUUUCUACCGUGUAGUCUCGACAUUUGGUGUGGUAUAUGAUCCAGACAAGAAGCAGUUUGACUGGAACCAGUUCCGCAGUUUUGCCAGGUUGGAGAGGAAAACGGACGGGAGUCUGGAGAGGUAUUUCCGAAGCUUCGUGGCUAUGUGCCGAAAUGUUUGCAGGCUGCCUCAAAGGAAGGACGAGGCUUCAGACCCAAACAUCUUUGUUGAGCCUAUCACUGAAGAACGAGCUUCAAGGACUCUGUACCGGAUAGAGUUGCUGCGCAAAGUACGGGAACAAGUCCUCCGGAGCCCACAGCUGAAUGAACGCCUAAAACUCUGCCGGCCCAGUCUGUACCUGCCUGUGUGGUGGGAAUGCGGUAAACAUGACCGUGACCUCCUGAUUGGCACUGCCAAGCACGGUCUAAGCAGGACAGACUACUACAUCCUGAAUGAUCCUCAGCUUUCCUUCCGGGAGGCGCACAGAAACUACGUGCAGAAUGGGAGCUCCUACUUCCAGAGUGUGCCAGCACCCUGCAGCCAGUCAUCCCUCAACUUCAGCCAGUCCGCUUCACCUGCGUCCACCGUGCUCACUCUGGGGGAGAAGGACAACAUAGAGCAGAUGGAUGUGGAGCAGGAAAAGAUGGAGGAGGCUCUGAAUGAUCCAAGCUCCCAGGCAGGAAUAAUGGGCGACUGCUCAGAAGUGAAGAAUGAAGAGAAUGCUGUUGACUCUGGAACCAAGUGCAGCUCUGCCCAAGCUGACUCGGUGGUGGUGGGCAAUGACUGGGUAGCUGUCAACUACACACAGACCAAGUGUUACACUGUGCCAAAAGCACACGCCAAGGAGGACAUGGGUGGUAUCUGUGCAGAGGCUGAUGCAGUAGAAAGUUCACAGCAGCCUGUGCUUGAACCUUGUAGUGGUGCAGUUCCUACACUAGUGAGAAAUUUGCAGCCUGUCUGUGCUGGUGUUGCCCUGUCACCUGUGAACUGUGUAAACGUGCUGCAGGUGAAAUCCAAUGGUGUGAUAGAAAUGCAGCCUGUAGGUGAGGAGCCAGUGGAUAGCUCAGCACCAGUAUGUGGUGCUGCUGGAAUGCAGUCUUUGUUGGAAGCAGCCCAUGGGACCACCUUGAAGUGCGACCUCAUACAGAACAUGCAGAUAAAAGAGGAAAAUGAAUGUAUAGUGGCUCAGAGGUCGACAGGUGUUACCGAUGGUGAGAGCCCCAUGAGUGAACACAUUUAUAACAUGCAGAUUGACUGUCCAAGCAUAUGUCAUACAGAGACUACAACCAAUUGCACCAAUAAAACGUGGAGCCAAGCUAGCCAGAUGGCUGAAUCAAACUCAUCAACUGCUGUGCCCACUAGUUCGGGAGCAGCCAAUGGCUUCAAGCUGACUGAAGUGGUUUCAGGCAGCAGUCAGCAAGGAGUGGCUGUGGGUGAGGCUAACUCAGCAGAGUCGGUGGGGAUCCUGACUGUUGCAAAGGCUGAAUCAGACCAGCUGGACUUUGAGGCAGUUACCACAAAAAGCCUGCUAAGCAGAACACAGUCGUUUGGAACUGUGUACUCGGCAGUGAAGGCAGCGGAAGAUGAGCCAGAAUCAUCAUCAGCCCCGGAAGGCACUGUUCCCUUAAAGGGGGAGCUGACAGUGAGGCAUCUCCUCGAGGACUGCACGAAGGACAGUCUCUGUGAAACAGAAGAGAAAUCUGAGGAAGAUAAUUCACAACCUGAAGCCAUCCCACUGAAGAACUUUGAUGAGGAGAGCAAUACAUCUACCAGCCUGGUCCAAGAUGAGAUCCAAGACACCCUCCUUCAUGAUAUCCGAGAACCGACCAUUGCUCAGCUCUUACAGGAGAAAACUCUGUACUCUUCAGCUGAGUGGCCCAAGGAUCGAGUUAUCAUAAAUCGUAUUGACAACAUCUGUCACGCCGUGCUGAAGGGGAAAUGGCCGUCAGCACAGCAACAGAACCUGGAACCUGCUGGUGUGAUGUAUUCCAUGGCGGCCCCAGCAGAGACUCUGAACGUGAGGAGCUGCCUCAGUGUCCCCUUGCAGGCUGCACACACUCUCAGCUUUGCUGACAGCUCUGUCUCCUCCCAUCAUUUUGCAAAGCAGGAGAGCUUACUUGCAUUAACGUUCCCGAGGGAUCAGAGGAGGAGAAGGCGGAAAUACGAGUUUGAGACAGAUCGAGGUGCAAAGAGGAAGAGCCAGGAGGAGGCUGUCCCUGUUCUCACUCGCUCUCCUAUAAUUUUCAAUGGGUGGCAGGAAACUGCCAUGGACCUUUCAAAGGCAUCUGAAGAGGCGCCUGGCUCUGUGCCAGUCAUUAUUAGUACAAGCACCCCGAAGUUGGGCUCACUGGACCCCUCGACUGCUUUCAGGGCGGACAUGGCCGGUAUCCUGCAGGCAGGCCUCGUCCAUCCAGUCACAGGACAGGUGAUAAACGGCACCUGUAGAGGAGAUGACUCAUCGAGGAGGAGGAGAGGGCGACGAAAGAAUGUUGAAGGUGUUGAUAUCCUCUUCAUGAAGGAGAAAAAGCCAGAGAAUCUGGACACAGGCCUAUCGAAGCAGCUUUUUUCCGGGGCAGCUCACUCGGCUGACAACAUGGCCAGUAUGAUGAUUAAACUCCCUCAGGGCAAGCAACAACUGGCAAAUGAGGAAGAAGAGAAAAACAAGAGUCUGAUUGAGUGGUUGAGGCAGCAUCCCACAUACACCAUGGAUGUGUCCAACCUGGCUCCUAAUUGCACUGCAAUUUUACAUGGGCUUUCAGAGCGGCCGAAGCAGAGGAGGCAUCGCUGCAAGGACCCCAGUAAACUGGACAUCAAUUCGCUGACUGGGGAGGAAAGGGUACCUGUUGUUCAUAAGGGAAGUGGAAGGAAGCUGGGAGGUGCCAUGGCCCCACUGAUGAAGGAGCUGGCAAGGUGGCUGGAUGCAAACCCAGAGUACGCUGUGGCGCCCGAGUGGGCUGAAAUUGUGAAGCACUCGGGCUUUCUACCAGAGAACAAGUUCAGUCGUAUCCUGACUGAGCCUGUGGUGAAAGAGGCUGGUGCCAGAAAGCGGGGGCGGAGACCACGGAGUGAAAUGGUCAAACCCGGCGGGGUUGUCGGUGACACCACCUCAGCAAUGGGACCAAUGUUCAUGAACGGGCUUAUCGCUGGGAUGGAUCUAGUGAGCCUUCAGAACUUCAGAAAUAUUCAUAACCUUCAGCUGGCCGGACUGAUGGGGUUUCCAGCUGGAUUUGCUGCAAUCCCUUCUGGAGAGGACAGCAAGAACAGCCUGAACAUGUUGCCCAUGAUGUUACCUGGGAUGGCUGGAAUGUCCCAUGUGUUUGGGGUAGGGGGAUUACUGAACAGCCCGUCGGUGGUAUCAGGUACCAGCACUUCAUGUACGUCCACACUGACCACAAGUGUUUCUUCGAAAGCGAGUAAAGGCAGCGAACAGCAGGGCAGUGCUGCCGAGUCGAGGAAACAUGAGGAAGGUUCUCUGUCAGCAGAGAAACCAGGUCCGAGUUCAUCUUUCCCUGACUCUGGGGAAGCCAGAGUUACCACCAGCAAUGUGUUGCCCUUCAACCCAUUCCUACUGCACAGUAUGCCUGCUGGAUUAAUUUACCCUUCCAUGUUCCUUCCACAUGGUGUCGGCAUGGCAAUGCCUGGCUUUGCGCAAGCAGGACACACUGAGGGAGACAGCACUGGAAGCCCAAAGAAAAAGAGAAAGAAAGCCAAGGAGGAGGCUGCAAGUGAUGGAACUGAACCCUGCCCACAGCUAACAAACACAGAAGAGAGCACGAGAAACUCGGCAGACACCACUGCUGUACAGGACAGUUCUGUGCAGGAGACUGAGAAAAACUCUGUAGAUGGUACUCAGAAUGCCGAGUAGAAUUUAUAUUUACUUUUAGGUCAACUUUAGAUUUUCUUGAUUUAAAAAUUUAAACCAUGUUUAUGAUCCCCUCCUGCCUCAAACUGUUCUCUCCCCAAACUACUUUCAAUCCCAUCCACCAAUCCUCCUCCUCACUCACACUGUGUGGGGCUUAGGAAUCUAAAGCAAUUGUGUUAAAAUACAUCUCUGAGGUUGCUUUGAUUGCAAGUUUUAAUUGGUGACUGCAUUCUCCACAGCAUGAGCUAUGCUUGGGUUCUUGCUUCAGAGAUUAUGGUGAGCUAAUCCUUGGAGAUGGGAGGAGAGAGAAGUUAGGAGGCAAAAAUGUCCCAAUCCUCCACCACUUAGACUUAUCACACAAGGGUAUUGUCAGCAGUUACUUGGUGCCUCUUGCUCUAGGCUCUAGUUUUGUAAGUAUUUCACCACCACCACCCCCCCCCCCCCCCUUUUUUUUAAAACACUGGCCACAGGAAAGGAGAGAAGAUUCUACCAGAUUAACUCCCUGGCCAACAAGAUUGAGAGUUUGUGCUUGUUCUGCCUUUACGCAGUACCAGAAGUCUGCUGGUGAGUCUGUUAUUAGGCACAGCCCCAUGGCUUUGUAUCGCACUCUAGUAAACUCUUUAUAGGAGUGCAUACUUCACACAAUAGCUGUUCCACUUUCUGUUGCACUAGAAUCAGUUAAAGUGUUUAAUGUUGGCAGAAGAGAAUAUGCAAAUAAAAGUUAAAGUGAUUCUUCUUUAGGACAAAUCCCCUUGAAAAGUUUGAAAAUUGGAGUUUUAAAAGAUAGAUUAAAAUUUACAACAAAGCAUGAACAGAAUUAUUCUUUCUAUGAACUGAGGAACCAGUUAGAAAGCUCAGUGAGAAACCAAGGGGAGCUACACUGUAUGACUGACAUUCUCAACAUGUAUACCAAGAUGUGUAACUUUGUAGCCCUGUGUGAUGCACAAAACAGGUUAUUUUGAGCCAAGCAGAUGUAAAUACUGGUGCUGAUCCAUAAAGGUAAAUUAAUGACGUGAAACUCCAAUCAUAGAUUAGUUGCUUUUCAUAAAUACAGAAAACGCUGGAAGUUUACAGGUCAGACAGCAGCUAUCGAGAGAGAGUAAGAUGGUAUUGUAUUAGGUUUGUGACCUCUCUUGAAAAAGUCAUCAACCUGAAUCAUUCACUCUUCUCCACAGCUGCAACCUGAUCCAAUGAGUAUUUUUGGCUUGUUCUGUUUCCAAGUUCAUCUGCAGUUUUUGCUUUUUAAAUAGUUGCUUAUAACUAGUACGAGUUGAAGAUCACCUGCUAAGGAACUGACAGAUAUCAUGCCUUGCUUUUGCGUGCUGUCAGCAACUAGAAUCUGUAUCAGUUCUGUCUGCUCAUCCUGCCAAUGUGCCAGCAGGCUGGUAUUUAGUAGCCAACCUUGCCACAGGUUCCAUCUCCCUUCCCUUGUGCACACCUCCACCUCUGCGCCAAAUCCACAAGACGGUAUUCUGGAAUUCAAAGUCUUGGCUUAUCAAAUUAUGUAACACCUUUAGAUGGUAUUGCUGACCCCUGUAGUGAGGUGUUGGCACACUGGUUUCCACGUUGCAAGAUUCUGAAUCCUACUGUAGUAAUUUAAAAAUGAAAUACUGAGUAGGUGUGUGAAUGGAAGAUGAGGUUUUUCUGUUACUGUAUGACACAUUUUUUUGUAUUUUAGUUGUUUUACGAGGGUGGGGAGGGAGCCAGGUUAUAAUCAAAUAUGUUCUGCCUUUUUAGCCUUUAGUUAGAGAAUUUUUAUUGAUUUUUAAGCGACAAGAAAAACUUUUAGAACGGUCACUAAAGACCAAUUUUAUUGAUGACUUUCUGAACCCACUCCAUUACAAGUUGGUCUCUUGUUUUCAGAGUGGGUGGCAGUGCGAGUCCUUCGUUAACUUGGAGGAUCAGUGAGCCUGGGUUAGUAUUAAAUGAUAAAAUACCCCUUUUCUCUGCAGUCUGCACUUCCAACAUUUAGCUUAGAAGAUGCCGGAAUGCAGUUUUAAUUGUGGCUGAUUAACAGAAGAAUAUCCUACAGUGAAGUGAUAUUACAGUGGCAGCAUGAAUGGAAAGAGAUUUUAACUACACUCCCUUCCUCUUCGCCUACCGUUUGCUGCUUUGACAAUACCAGCAUACUGAGGCAAGAGGUGGACACUGGCCUCCGUUCAACCUGGCAAGGAGUCCUGGUGCUGGGUUCCAUGACUGAGCUUGGACAUGAAGCUUUUGAUGAUGGUUUAUUUCCAAAGGGAAUAUCAAGUUUUGAAGUAUUCAAAGUUUACUGUCCAUUGAAGUUUUUUUUUGAAAAACAUUGAUUUUCAUUUUCUUUACUGUUACAACCUUACAUAACUUAUGGAUUUGUGCCGAGGUCCAAUGUUGAGUCAUAUAUUUCGUUACUACAUUAUUUAUUCAUCUGUUGAAUGUCUAUGUGUUUUUAUUAUAUAUAAUAAUUAUUCUGAAUCACUAACUAUAAAAUUCUGUCUUGUUUUUUUUUUAAACCCUAAAAGGCAAGCAAAUGGCCUGAUGUUUGCACGGUGUAUUCAGCAGUUUGAAGUUAGAAAAGUAUUCCAAAAUCUUUUAUUGGCGAUGUUUUACAAAAAUGCACUGUAUUGGAUGAGACAGUAUCCCAUGUUUAUCUGCCCUCAGUUAUAUUAAUCCAAAUCACUUCUGGGAAAUUGUACAUUGUAGCUAGUCUCUUACUGUGCAGAGUUGCUCUCUGUGAUAUAUUAUGCAGCAAUUAACCCUGAAUCUUCCUGAAACAAUCCAAAGAUUCUACAAACAAUAGCAUGGUAAAUGUGGAUCUGUUUGUUAAUUGUUUCAUAAAUAAUGCUGCUUUGUACAAAAUUGACAUAAAAGAGUUAAAGGUAUCAGAAAUUGGGUGACUAUACUCUAUUUUGGUGCUCUAGCCAUUGCCUUCCUCCAGCUCGGUUGCAUCUGUUACAGUCCUGCCCAUCUGCUGCAUAUGAGCUCAUAGGUGAACAUGCCUUGGUUAAAAUCAUCAAGCAAAGAAAGGCCUAAGUCACACAGAUGGUUGUGAAAAGAGCAACACACAAAACACUGGAGGAACUCAGUAGGUCAAUCCAGCAUCUAUGGAGAGCAACAAACAGUUGAGGUUUUAGGCUGAGACCUUUCAUCAGGACCAAAACAUCAACUGUUUAUUCCUUUCCAUAGAUGCUGCCUGCCCUGAUAACUUCCUCCAGUAUUUUCUGCACGUUGCUCUGGAUUUCCAGCAUCUGCAGAAUCUCUUGUGUUUAAAAUUGCGAGAAGAGGCCAAAUCCCCUUGUAUUUGUUUACUUUAUAAGAUACUUCUGAUACAAUUUUGAAUUCAGUUUGGACAUGUCUAGUAGUCAGCUUGUGUUUCAUAUCUUCAUAAUAGAGGGUUAAUCAAGCAGGACUUGAGUAAAGGCCUGGAUGCAGGUAGCCUUCCUCUUUCAAGGUUAAGUUUAAAUAAAAACUUAAAAAUUGGAUGGAGGACCAGUGUCUUUCAAUAGAGGUGUUUAAAAAGCCUUUGUAAGACAGCUGCGAGCUAAGCCCAAGUGAACCCACAACAAUGGUAGUUACUGAUGGCUGAAAGAAUUUAAGACCUAGAGCAUUACAGCACCAGAAAUAGGCCCUUCAGUCCAUCCUGCCCAUGCCAACCUGAUCUUCUGCUUAGUCCCAUCAACCUGCACUUGGACCAUAUCCCAUAAAACUCUUCUCAUCCAUGUACCUAUUCAAACUUAAAUGUUACAAUUCAACCCACAUCCACCAUUUCCACUGGCAGCUCAUUCCUCGCUCUCGCCACCCUCUAAGUGAAGAAGUUCACCCUUGGGUUCAUUUCACCUUUCACUCAGCUAAUCACUGCUAGUUCUAGUCUCACCCAAUAUGAGGGGAGAAAGUCUACAUGCAUUUGCACUAUAACCCCUUAUAAUUUUGUAUACCUCUGUAAGAUCCCUAUUAAUUCUCCUACACUCUAAGGAAUAAAGUCCCUUCUCUGUAACUCAGGUUAGCACCAUAUAGCGGUGACUAUGCUGGAGUAGGGUGGAGGCACACAGAGCAGGUGCUGGGCCUAACCACUGGGGCCAGAAUCCACCACUGCUCUACCAACACUGGAAAAACUUUCUAGUCCACACAGCCUCCAGGUCCUGAUCAGGCUACCCCAUCAGUAUGACUUCCAAACAAAUAGUUUCAAGUGAAUCCUGAUGUUGACCUUCAACUUUGCUUUUUUUCACCUUCCUGGUCACCACCCAAACCUGUCUCUCUUCUCCCCCAUCCCAGUGAAAAGUGAGACACUAGAACAGAGGAGAUCACUCUACACAAUUCAGUUAUCUCACCCCUACCUUGCAGAAUUUGCAAAUAGAUUCCAGCAACCAGGAGUGAACUGUCACAUCUGCAAUUCCAUAAUUUGUGCCUCCAAUGUUGGAGUGAUAUUUGCAAUUUUCCAUCCAGAGCAUAAUUCAUGUAUCUUUGCAGCGUUGAGAAAUUAAGGCUGACAUUUUGAACUUUCUUUGCAUGUUUCUUAUUAUAUUCUGGGAUACAAAUCUUUGUCUAACAUAAGUUCCAUUAUUGACUCAUUGUCUAAUUCAUAUAUCUAAAUACCCAAAAUUUUCAUUUUGAUUUUCUGUGUAACUGAUAUUUUUCCUCUUUCAGUGAUAGAGCACAAAGCAAUUAAUUAACUUGCCUGCCAUUUCAUUAGCGUCCACUGUACUUUGUCAAUUCUAACCAGCCCAUUGAAGAUGCUGGAAGAACUCAGCAGAUCAAACACCAGGGGUAGAAACAGCCAAUGUUUUGGGCCAAGAUACUUCCUCGGGGCCUGAUGUAAGGUGUCAGCCCAAAAUAUUUCCCUCUGUAGAUGCUGCCUGACCUGCUGAAUUCCUCCAGCAUUUUGUGUGUGUGGCUCUGGAUUUCCAGCAUCUGCAGAAUCUUGUUUCUAACCAGCCCAUAUUCAUUUUAACAAAUCUCAAAAAUUCAAAAGAACUUCUUUAUUCCUUUUCUAUAUGUUUCUUUCUUCUGUUAGGUUCCCAACUUUCAUUUGAGCAAAGCCUUUUCCUCAUUGAGUUUUUUUUUGCUUAAAUGUAAAAUUGGAUCCACUGAAUUUUAGAGGAAUCUUUGGUCCCUUAUUCAAAUUUGGCUAGUAGUAAGGUUUGGUUUUCCACCUGAAUCUUGCAACAAGAGUCAAUCUUAAGGGAAGAUUGUUCAACAUUUUGUAAAUUACGCUGUCCAAUUCCUUGAGUUAAUUUUGAUCAUGCUUGUAUCAGUCCUCAAUUUGUCAAAUGGAGACACAGACUACAGUGGGUUGAGCAACCUCUGCAGAGGCAAAGGGUGGGUAUGUGUUUUGUGUUGAGGCCUUACUUCAAGUGCUGCAUGACCUGCUGAAUUUUUCCAGCAAUUUGUUUUUGCUCUGGAUUGAAAAAAGUUAGAUGACAUAACUCUGAGCCCCAAGUUGUUCUUGUCAGCAGCCACAAUAAUGUGUUGCAAUUAUUGGUGUUCUUCAGUGGUAAUGCAGAUUCAGAGACAGGCAAAGGCAGACCUCAGCAUUGCUUUGAAUUGUCAGUGAAAAUCGCAGGUGGCAGACUAGAUAACCAACUGCCACAAAUUGUUACAAGGAUUGAUGGGCAGUUACUGGAGCAAAAUGCAACACUUCUUGGAGUAAAUUUUUGCACUCAUAAUGGCACUCCCAUCUUUCAUUAUUAUUUUAGUCUCCAUCAUUGUUUUAUUGGGGACAAAAAUGGUGCAAGUCUAUUCCAAAUGAUACAGUUUAACAGACAUAAAUAUUUUUUCAAAUUGCUUUGGAGGAGAGUCUAUAUGGCUUCAGCAAACCAUUAACUGGGAGUGUCUUUUUAUAACAUGAUAGCUCUUACUGUGCAGUGCCCUGUGCAGACUUGCCAUUUCCUGCUACAAGAUUUUAACACUAAAAGCUUGGCAAAGAGGAAAAAAGAUGAAAACUUCUGAAACCAUUCCUGUUUGCAGAUAAGCCCUAUAGUUAUGUAAUUAUGUGUUUUUAAAAAUAAAAAAAUGAGAAUUUGAUGCAGAAUGCGCACUAGGGAGCUACUUUGAGUCAGAUCUGGUUGGAAUGUAUCCUUUUACUUGAACUCUACAAAGUAAUCUCACAAAGUUUAAUUUUAUGGGUCUGGAUCCCUGUCUAAAGAGCACAUUAUAGAAAGGUGGCUUCAGUUCAUAAUUUUGUUUUUGCUCUUUCUGGUAAAUUAAUGCUGAUGAAACCAGUAACUGGGUACCUGUGAAGGGAUUGUGUGGAUGGGACAUGUCAGUUAGCAGAAGCAGACCAGGGUGAAUGAACUGCAGUGGUUUAAAAGCUGUGUUUGAAACAAGUUGCAUUUAUAUCACAAGGCAAGCUGUAUAUUAUGGGAAAAUGAGCACAAAUUGAGAUUGGGAAGGGGAGUGGGCUACAUAUCACAAGGCCAGACCUUCUGUAAAUAUAAAAAUAUACUUGACAUUCUUUAUUUAAAAUGCAGAGGGACUCUAGAAAAUUAUAGCAAUAAAUUAGAGAACUGUUAUGUGUUGUAUAAAGAAUUUGUGAAGUAUAUUUCUGUUCCUCUGUUCAUUUCAGCAGGCUUUGUUUUGUAAUGAGGCCACUGUAGAAUAAUGAGUAAAAAGAAAAAUUAAAAAAAAACUUUAGAACUGCUUAGACACUCUGUUACACAAUGGCAGUGGAAAGUGAAACUAGACUGUGUGUAGUUUCUUCUAUUUAUCCUAUUAAUUUGUUGAGUUUUACUUUUUUAUAGGUAUUCUUUUUGUGUAAUUUAUAUAUAGGUGUACAGACUAUAUGCUGGUCACUGGUUCCACACAGUUUCCCUUUGAGAAAUGUUUUUAGUUUGAUGUACUGAUUUUGUUUGGAUCAGAUGGCAGCACUGAAAAAUUAUGUCUUCUUGUAGACCGCCCCACUUAAAUCAACGAUUUUCAAUGUUUCAGUGUUCAUGAAAGGUAUGUGUGUUCUUGUUACCUUGUGCUAACUAGACCCAGAAAUAGCUGGAAGAGCUAGAGUUAAUUUCUAACUGCAUUUGCAGUUUGCUUAUUGGUUUUGGAGGAGGGGUGGGAAAUGAGUCAAACGUUUCAAGUGAAGCUGGAAGAUAAAUCUUCAACCCUUUUGAAAUUAUUACAUGUUAAACUGGCAAUAGAGAAAAUAUCACAGCAGGAAUGACCUAACUAAUGUAUUUUACCACUCUACCUGUUUCACAUCUCCAUCACACUGAUUGAUCUGCUGUUUACACUUACAGCUGAGCUGGUGUCCAUCAACCAAAGGCUGGUAGUAGCUUUGGAGUUUGUCACACAACACGCUCUUCCACAUGUUGGUUUCUAUAAAGUGUGGCGUGUCUCCUCUGUCAUUCCAUUCCAAAAGUUGUUUGGACCUUGAGGUGUGAAACAGACAUCACUUACCCAUGAGUGCUUACUGGGUCCUGCAGAACUUGCUUCAUGAUAGUGUAGUUUGACUUUGGAAUAUUCCAAUCAGCCCUGAAAGUGUUUUUUUUUCAGUCGAGCAAUUCCAGUAACCUGGCAUUAGGUAUAAACUGUUCAGUGAUGAUUCAAACACUGUGUUUAUUAAAUUUUUGUUUCCACUGUUGUUUCCAUUGUGUUGGAAACAGAAUAAAAUUUAAUUAUCAAUAAAAGAAAAGAUAAAUGGAAGUUCAUAACUUUUAUAUUUUAGAUGUCUUAAUUUCUGAAUUAUUACUAUAUGCUGUCUGAUGUACAGCUAUUCUAAAGACCAUAUUGUUACAAUCUUCAAAACGUGUGCCUCCGUUGUCUGAUGGGUACAAGACUGUCUUCAGAUUCAUCAAGCUCAGCUUCCCCUUCCAGGUGUGAUCAGCUGAAUCUGUCCCUAUUAACUAAGAAAAUAUUUUAUCUGUUCUCCCAAAUCAAUAAUUUAGAUAGCCUGAAAGUAAUAACUGCCUGGAGAAAAUGGGGGAUGAGUAUUCUAGAGUGCUUGUCCUGUCAGGUUUUCUCUGGUGGUCGUGGUUGGUCAAGGUUCAUGGUCAUGCCUGUGGCCAGCAUCACUGUUCUGGCAUGACAGCUGUGUGGCAAGAAAUUCUCAAAAAGAAGAGAAUCAAGUAGCAGAUUUCUGAGACAGUUGUCAGACAAAUUAUGACUUACUUUGCUUUAUACUCUUGUGAUUGAAUAGUUUCUAAGUCCUACCAAGUACGAGAGAUCUCUUCCCCCAUUCCACACCCUCUCCCCAAUGGACCUAGGUCACCAGUUGGAGCUGGCUUCCAAAUGUAGGAGCAUCUAGGCAUUGGGUAUGAAGAAUAUGUAUGGCAACCAAGGCUUAUUCUAAUUGUGGUUGCCCUCGUCUCCACUAAAGGCAUCAUGGCUUGGGAUUCUCUCUGCUCUUCGAUCGUUUACCACUUUCCUGUUCUUAACAUUAAGCCUUAGAAUACAUUGUUUUCAAAUUUAGUUGCAAUACUACGCUGAAGUACUGAAUACCUCAUUUAUUUUGUAACAGUAUCCCCAGUUCUACUGAUAUGAUUGCUCUUGUAUCCUAAUCCUGUACCUGACUUGUUGAAAGCCUCAAUAAAAUGUUAACAUCCUGGUA
Molecule: messenger RNA, 16987 nt
Organism: Hypanus sabinus (Atlantic stingray)
Lineage: Eukaryota; Metazoa; Chordata; Chondrichthyes; Myliobatiformes; Dasyatidae
Gene: chd6
Product: chromodomain helicase DNA binding protein 6
Exons: 39
Coding region: 115-8475 (2786 amino acids)
Molecular function (GO): ATP-dependent chromatin remodeler activity; ATP binding; protein binding
Source: RefSeq, a predicted model, not a curated record